GUAGUAAAGAGAGUAGAAGGACGAGAAAGAAAAAAAAAAUCAAGUAUGUGCUUGUGCGUGAGUGUAUGUGUACUUGAAGCUGUGUAUUUCGCAUAACGAAGCCAAAACUACUACAGUGAUUUUCAAAGGGAAAUUUGUUGACCUCUGUGUUUCUCUCGUUUUGUAUAUCUACGUUGGUGCUAAGUAAGAAGGAGGAAGAGAAGAAGAAGAAUAAGAGAGAGAAAGAGAAAUAGUAGCAGAUCCUUCGAUUAAGGAUUCCCGUAUUUGCGAAGGUCUUCGUUUGGAAGAAAACCAGCUUUUAUAUCGGGAAGGAAUAGAAAUUAAAAUGAGAGGAAAUUGUGAAAACACAGAAUCUGUCGUACGUGGGUCGAAUCAACAGCAACAGCAGCAACAACAGCAGCAGCAGCAGCAGCAGCAGCAGCAACAGCAGCAACAACAACAACAGUCACAGCAACAAACUAUUGUCAACGACGAAAAACAUCCCCACCAUUCAUCAACCACGCCCGCUUGGGUUAAUACAGAUAGAACUGUGAAAGAAGAAGCAGUUGAAGAUAAAAACGACGAUUCGGGAAUGUCACCAGGAGAUUACACGAGUAAUUCAACGUCUCCUAUGAGUGGAGUAUCUUUUUCAGCGCCAAAUUGCAGCUUAUCGCCUGGAAGUUCAACUUCGCAAGAUUCGAAUAAUAUCCAAUCUAAUAAUUCGGAUUACAGUCCACAACAAAUGUUUAAUGAAUGUAGAGUACCUGGCGAAUUCAACCAACUUGGACAGACCGAUGAUUCUCAAAUGGCUAUGAACGUUGUUCCUGAUGCUGUGAGAUCUACCUGCGAUAACGGAGAUACGUUCCAAUGUCCCAUUUGUGGUGCAAUAAGUUUAAAUAGAUCUAGUUUUUCGGAACAUUUAUCGAAUCAUUACGGCAAUAGAUCCGAAACUCGAGAUAAUGGAAACAAUGAAUUGAAUGACAUAAGCGUUCCUGGGACUUCUCGAGACGGUAACAGUCAAACUUCACCGAAUACUGAAGAAAGAUCGGAAAUUGAAGAAAUUGAAGAACCGGGACUUCGUGUACCACGAGUAAACUCGCAAGGCAGAGUGAAAACCUUCCGAUGUAAGCAAUGCCAAUUCAUCGCUCUAACGAAACUCGAAUUUUGGGAACAUAGCCGUAGACACAUAAAAGCAGAGAAGUUAUUAACUUGCCCGAAGUGCCCAUUUGUCACCGAAUACAAACAUCAUUUGGAAUAUCAUUUAAGAAAUCAUUUUGGCUCGAAACCGUUCAAGUGUGAUAAGUGUUCUUAUUCUUGCGUGAACAAAUCGAUGUUGAACAGCCAUUUAAAAUCUCAUUCAAAUGUGUAUCAAUACAGAUGUGCCGAUUGUUGUUACGCAACGAAAUAUUGUCAUUCGCUUAAGUUACACUUACGAAAGUAUACUCAUCUACCCGCGAUGGUACUAAAUGCAGAUGGUUCGCCUAAUCCAUUACCGAUAAUUGAUAUUUAUGGUACCAGAAGAGGACCAAAAAACAAAUCUAAAGUGCAAAAGAAGGAAGGAGUUGUUCGAAGAUCGAAUACUGAACAAACGAAUUCAGUACCGAGAAUGGUAACAGUAUCUCCUCAAGUUUCACCUGCGAAUUCUCUUGCUACUUCAAUGAACUCAACUGUUGUGAAUCCAUCAUCUUCCACUAUCAUCAGUGAUACAGUCAACGACAUGACCAACACUAUGAACGUUGUUAAUCAGUCUACGGCUACACCCUACAAUCCAAUAUACCCCGGCUUUCAAUUAACAAAUCCUUUACCAGUUCAAGAAGCUCAGGAGAGGCUGAUGCCAUUGGAUCUGAGCAUGCGUCCAUUGUCAUGCUCGUAUGAAAAUAAUACCGUGAAUAAUCAACCAAGAAGGUCGAUUACUUCGACCAAAGGAAAGGGCACAAAUAGACGAAAGGGCAAGGCGUAUAAACUUGAUCGUCGGUUAGUUGUUUCGGAUAAUGAAACGGAUGAAGAAACCACACCACAAUUGCAGCCCACUAAUGAAUUUUCGAGAACGAUAGAAAACGACGUUCGUAGCUUAGAAGAUCAGUUGGAAGAUCAACAAUCAGAAAUUCAUUCCGAGGAUCACCCAGAAGAUUUUUCCGAAGAUCGUCCAGAUUAUCAUCUUCCAUCGUGUUCAAGGGAUCCAGUUCCAAGAUAUCGUCCCACUACAAACGGUGAUUCAUUAUUUUGCUAUUACUGUGAAAUAGCAUUUGGUAACGUUAUAAUGUAUACGGAACAUAUGAAUUAUCAUGGAUAUGAAGAUCCAUAUACUUGCAAUAAGUGCAGUCACAAAUGUAACGAUAAGGUGGCCUUCUUCCUUCAUAUAGGAAGAUCGAAACAUUAGUAAAUAUAAAUGUUUCUCUUUUUUUGUCUCUCUCUUUUUCUUUGUUAUAUUUUAA
Molecule: messenger RNA, 2414 nt
Organism: Vespula vulgaris
Lineage: Eukaryota; Metazoa; Arthropoda; Insecta; Hymenoptera; Vespidae
Gene: Hb
Product: protein hunchback
Exons: 4
Coding region: 326-2359 (677 amino acids)
Biological process (GO): regulation of transcription by RNA polymerase II
Cellular component (GO): nucleus
Molecular function (GO): RNA polymerase II transcription regulatory region sequence-specific DNA binding; DNA-binding transcription factor activity, RNA polymerase II-specific
Source: RefSeq, a predicted model, not a curated record